Molecule: messenger RNA, 3168 nt
Organism: Clupea harengus (Atlantic herring)
Lineage: Eukaryota; Metazoa; Chordata; Actinopteri; Clupeiformes; Clupeidae
Gene: tsen2
Product: TSEN2 tRNA splicing endonuclease subunit
Biological process (GO): tRNA-type intron splice site recognition and cleavage; tRNA splicing, via endonucleolytic cleavage and ligation
Cellular component (GO): tRNA-intron endonuclease complex; cytoplasm
Molecular function (GO): tRNA-intron lyase activity; nucleic acid binding
Source: RefSeq, a predicted model, not a curated record
GUUUUAUUUCUCUGGCUGUCUCUCUGAGGUUUGUGUAUAAAAUGUUGCAAUUUGAAUGAUCUUUACCUAGGCUUUAGAGAGGUACUUCUAUUGCAAAUAUUAGUUAACAUUUCCCCCUGCUGGUCAUGAUGGUGAACAGGGUCAUCUUUGGAGCCUAUAUUUUUUUCGUUAUAUUUUCUACACACUGCAGCCUUCUUGAAACUAUAUUCAUUUGUUUUUUGCUUUUUAUUUACUUGUUUUUAUUAGUUAUUUUAGACACAUAGCCCAUAGGUGUACGCUUGAAUAUUCUCUGGCAGUGAAAAGUUACGUGCAUUGUUUGGUUUAACGAGGUGGAUGUAUAGGCCUACUAUUCUAAACUAAACUCACUUAACAAGCAAUGAAUUAAACUAUGUAAGAAUGGUCAAUGUUCAAUUUAAUUAGGCAAAUAUCUUAACAGGAACAGAAUGUCGCACCCUCUUGCACUCCGCGGUAGAGAAUAGAGGUAACACACUGUGACAGGCUCCACCUCUCUAAACUCUUUGCUUGAAAUGUGUUGAGUAGGUAGGAAGUUGUGGACACACACGCACACACAGUUUUACUCUCAUUACUGAUUCUGUAAUUUCAUCUUUAAGCAAGUGUAAUUUCCCCAAUGUGUACAGAUACAUGUGAUUAGUUCUCUGUUGUUCAGUCCGUUUGCUAGGUAGCUCACAUUAGCGUAGCCUACUGAAGCGUAAGCAAGUUUCCUUUAGCUAGGUAGAAAAUUCCAUAUAGAAAUGGGUGUGUAGCAUCAAUUUAUUGGCAAGGAAAUGUACGACUGAGUCAAGACUUUGAACAAUUUGCUCAACAGUCCCAAAUAGGUAGUGUUAGAGCUUCGUGGCGCUUUGAUGGAAGCUGUUUUUCAAGCUCCCAAACGACGUGCAAGAGUUUAUGAGGCUUAUGAGGCGCCUCUGCCUGUACCAAUAUUCGAGCAGGAUGUGACCAACCCUCAUCAUCUGGUAUUCAAAGCCGAACUUCUUAAUAAUCACGUAAUUGUGAGGAAUCCAGACUAUAUACAAUCCCUGUACAGUAAGGGCUACUUUGGCAAAGGCAUAUUGUCUAGAAGCAGACCAGAACAUAGCCUAUCUGAGAGGUGGAAAGAUCAUGGUGAUUUCUAUCUCCCGGUCAUCUCACACUCGAGGUAUCAAGCACAACUGCAACUGGCACGGGACGCUUUGCAGGCUCAAGGUUUGGAAGAGGAAGUUGUCAGACAGACCCUUGAAAGGUUAACCCAGCCAGUGGAAUACCUUGUGACAGAAAGUGGUAAGGAGCAGGAAAAUGGACAUGCAGAGAUCCCUCUCAGCCCUCAUGUGAGGGGGGACGACGAGCCAUGUGUGGACACAACUUUAAAGAUCCUGGACUCUUCCUCAAAACGACCCUCUGGUUGUGAAGAUCUGAGUGAUGGGGUGGAAGAUGGAGGUGGAACCUCUCCUGAAGCUAAGAGGCCCCGACGGCAAGGGAACCCUGUGUAUGAUCCCUUAGCCAGUAUGUACCCUGAGGAGCCUGAGCAGCUGGAUCCGAAAGCCUGGUCCCAGAUCAGGUGUUCGAGGCACGACGACUGGAUCGUCCACUGUGGCUGUCGGCUGCAGGAGAGUCAGCUGGAAGCAGCUGCACCUCUGCAGGACUGCAAAACUGACACUCAAGGUUGUGAAUAUGUUCUUGUGGAGGAGCAGGAGGACAAUGAGGAGUCCACACAAGGCCAGAGAAAUGCCAAUGGCACAGGGAAAUUAGUGUGCCGAAUUAACCCCUUCAGGAUUACCGAAUACCUACAGCUGAGUUUGGAGGAGGCAUUCUUCCUGGUCUAUGCUUUAGGUUGCCUGUCGAUUUAUGACCAUGAGGAGCCGCUAUCAGUUCUCCAGGUGUGGGAAAUGUGUCGUUCAAUGCAGCCAAACUUCGAGACCACCUAUGUGGCUUACCACUAUUUCCGCUCCAAGGGAUGGGUACCAAAGACAGGAGUGAAAUACGGCUCCGACUUCAUGCUCUAUCGGAAAGGACCACCUUUUUAUCAUGCAAGCUACUCGGUGGUGGUGGAGAGGGUAGAUGAGUCCUUUAAGGGGGCAACACUGCGACCUUUCAGCUGGCGCUCCUUGGCCGCCCUCAGCAGGGUCACCGGAAACGUCUCGAAGGAGCUGAUGCUUUGUUAUGUUAUUAUUCCGUUGGACAUGAAUGAAGAGAUGCUUUGCUCUCCAGAAUGCAUCAAGAGGAUGAAAGUGCAGGAGAUGAUUCUGAGCAGAUGGAUAUCCUCACGAGAACGCACCGAUCAAGAUGAAAUAUAGACGUUGACUCAACUACUGUGUUUCAUUGUUGCAAAGGCGGUCUGUGGAAAUCAACAGAUGUAGAUGAGGCAGCAGGCCCUCUCCAAGAGUUGAGAUGCAGCCAACGUCCACAUGAACAUUAAUAGAAAUGUUGCAACUUCCUAUCAGUAGAGCUGACCUUAUUUGUUUUAAUUGUUCUUUUGCCAAUGCACAUUUGGUGCAGCUGUUUAAUAAUUUGGAAACCAGUUGUGUACUGCAGAUUGUUAGGUAAUUGUUUUGGAGACAUGUUGUUGGAACACUCUGCAAAACAGUCACUUGAGAUUGUACAUUCAUUUUCUCAUAAAUAAAUGUACAAAUGUCUACAAUCAGCCAUAUAAAGAGAGCAUUUAUUUAGCCAUUUGUGGAUAUUGCAGUGCAUUACUUCAGCUUCUUGCAAGCGGAUGUGUUGAUGCUCAGAAGAGCAUUUUAAAAGGGUGUUGCAGCUUAAAUGAACACCUCUCCGGCAUGCUUCAGUGUGGCUUAAUUGUAAGAUGGCUCAGGAGGUAAUGGGAUCCCCACAUGAACAUGGAUAAUCAGGCAGGCAACCCUUCUGGCGGAUGUGUGGUGUGGGUGAUUUGGGUCGGUCACGGUCACGUUGUCCCAUUGUUGCUGUCAGACUGUGUGUGUGUGUGUGUGUGUGUGUGUGUGGCCGGCCUGGAUUCAUUAUGUUUAGGAAAACAAUGCUCAGCAUUCGCUGCUGUGUGCUCUCAGACCAUGACAGAGGUGUGAUAUCUCUUCCACUUAAGAACAUUUCAGUUUGUUUACCUGUGGCCCAGCCCAAUUUAUUUAUUUAUGUGUGAGAUGCUUUAUAUUCAAUACAUUUUUUUGAACGGCAUCAAGUUGCUGGUGAAUUAAAUAA